This is a messenger RNA of Komagataella phaffii GS115, 897 nucleotides long. RefSeq names its product Mitochondrial 2' O-ribose methyltransferase, required for methylation of U(2791) in 21S rRNA. Gene Ontology annotation, cellular component: mitochondrion. The transcript is spliced from 2 exons. NCBI's taxonomy places the organism in Eukaryota, Fungi, Ascomycota, Pichiomycetes, Pichiales, Pichiaceae. The record is from RefSeq and is a predicted model, not a curated record. Gene Ontology annotation, biological process: RNA methylation. The coding region runs from base 1 to 897 and encodes 298 amino acids. Gene Ontology annotation, molecular function: rRNA (uridine-2'-O-ribose)-methyltransferase activity.
AUGAUACAGCAUCCUUCUGUGUCGCUGCUACGGAGGCAGUUUGCUAGGUUUGUUUCCCUGAAAGUAAAAGGAAAGAGUUCAUCCUCUAGGAAAUGGCUGGAACGUCAAUCAUCUGACCCCUUCACAAAGGAAGCUCACGCAAAGGCAUUGAAAUCAAGGGCAGCGUUUAAGCUGCUCCAAAUCCAUGAGAAGUUCAAUAUCUUCCGUCCAGGGCAAAAUGUCGUGGAUUUGGGGUUUGCUCCUGGUGCAUGGUCCCAAGUUGCAGCCGAUAAAGUGACUUCCAGAGGCAAUAUUCUUGGGAUAGAUAUCCUAGCCUGUGAGCCUCCAAAAGGGGUGUCUUCAAUGCAGGCCAACAUCUUGAGUAAGACCACGCAUGAGAUGAUAAAGACUCAUUUUUACCAGUUGAACAUGGACAAAGACCUUAGAAAGCUUCAAGAAAUUGAACCAAUAGCGGAUGGACCUUCCUACUUUCAGGCUGAAGUAGACGAUAACCUCGAGAUAAGUAACAAGCAGAAGCAGCAAUUCCCUGUGGAUGUGGUAAUGAGUGACAUGUGCGAGCCUUUUUUUCAGUCUUCAGGUUUUGGAUCAGCAAUUACUAACAAACCCUUCCAUAGGAUGGCUAACACCACUGGGAUGGCCUUCAAAGAUCAUCUUUUGAGCAUUGACUUAUGCGAUGCCGCUUUAAUUUUGGCCAUCGACAUUCUUAAAGUUAAUGGCACAUUUUUGUGCAAGUUCUUUCAAGGAAAGGAAGAUAAACUCUUAGAAGCCCGGUUGAAAAAAUGCUUCAAAGUGGUCCAGAGAUAUAAACCACCUGCAUCUAGAAAGGAGAGCAAAGAAAAUUAUUUCAUUUGCUUUCAAAAAUUACCCAACCUUGAUAAAAUUCAAGUGUUUUCAUAG